AUGAGGUAUUUAGAAAAAGAUGAAUCUGAUAAUAGAAGAGCAGAUUUUAUGGCUACAGAUUAUUCAUUUAUAAGAAAAGAAUAUAAGACCAAUUAUAAAAAAGUAUCAUGGCCUAUUAAUGUUGAAAUUUAUGAUGUUGAUGAUAAAAGUUUAAAAAAAGAUUUAUGUUUAAUUGUAACAAAUUUACCAGUUGACUGGAAAAAAUGUGAUAUUAUCUGGUUUUUUAGAGAAUAUUUUUACAAUUUAGCUAUUAAUGAAAAUGUUUUUUUCCCCCUAAUUGAACAGGUUUACUUAAUUAAAAAUGAAUCUUCAGCAAUUUUAGCAUGUCAUGAUGGAAUAUCGAAAGAAGUAAUUCAAAGUUUAUCAAAAUGUAUUAUAAAGAAUGUUAAAGAUAAAAAAAAAAUUGUUUUCACUAUUUAUCCAUAUUACAAAAGAUACGAUGUAGAUGAAAAAGAAAAAGAAGAAAAAGAAGAAGAAAAAGAAAAAGAUAAAGAAAAAGAAGAAGAAGAAAAAGGAAAAGGAAAGAAGGAAAAGGAAGUUUAUAGUGAAGACGAAAAAUAUAAUUUAAAGAGACUAAGAAAACGUUCUUUAACAUAUCCUAGAAAAAAUGGACUAGAGUGGCCGAAUAAUAUUGAUUUAAGAAAUUGUAAUGAUUUAGAAUUAAGGAAAAAGUUAUGUGUUUUUGGUAGAUAUAAACCAUUACAUUGGGGUGUAAGAGAAUUAUCUGAAUUUUUAAAAUAUUAUUUUGAGUCAUUAAAAAAAGACAUUGUUAAUUUUGAAAUUCCACAAAUAUGUGAUAUGUGGGCCGAUAAAGGAACGCAUUUAGUUACAUUUGCAUGUAAAAAUGAGAAAUCUAGAUUUAGUAUGUUGCUAAUAAGAGCCUGCUAUCUAAAUGAAGAAGAUGCAAAAAAUAAUUUAAAAAAUUCCUUAAGAGGAUGGUUAGAAUUUGAAAAGUGGACUCCUUUUAAAAAUACAAUAAAUUCAAGAUAUAAAAGCCAUAAAAUUGGAAGAAAUGAGUAUAAUAAAUAUUCAUCUAUUCAUGAUCACGUAAUUGAUAAAAAUUAUAGGAGAAGAAAUUAUAGAAAACCAUUAUAUGAAGAAUUAGCAAGAAAUAAAAAAAACUCUUUUAGAACAAAUAUGAAUUUAUCUAAAUUAAGUAAUGGAUCAAAUUAUUAUUUUCAUAAAGAAGAUCGAAAUAGAAAAAACUAUGAUAAUCUAAGAAAUUCUUAUAAGAAAAUAUCACCUUCUCCAUUUUUUAAAAAACAUAAAAAAAGAUAUUCUCGUUCUUCCUCAAAAAAUUAUUAUAAAAAGAAAUAUAGAAAAUCAAAAUCUGUUGAUUCAUAUAAGAAUAAUGAUUAUGCUUGGAGUAAAAACAGAUCUUACAAUAAAAAUUUUUCAGAUUCUUCUAGAAAAUCGUAUAGAAAAUAA
Molecule: messenger RNA, 1428 nt
Organism: Plasmodium gallinaceum
Lineage: Eukaryota; Apicomplexa; Aconoidasida; Haemosporida; Plasmodiidae
Product: conserved Plasmodium protein, unknown function
Exons: 2
Coding region: 1-1428 (475 amino acids)
Source: RefSeq, a predicted model, not a curated record